This is a messenger RNA of Lynx canadensis (Canada lynx), 1908 nucleotides long. RefSeq names its product lengsin, lens protein with glutamine synthetase domain (gene LGSN). The coding region runs from base 1 to 1908 and encodes 635 amino acids. The record is from RefSeq and is a predicted model, not a curated record. The transcript is spliced from 6 exons. Lineage: Eukaryota; Metazoa; Chordata; Mammalia; Carnivora; Felidae. Gene Ontology annotation, molecular function: glutamine synthetase activity. Gene Ontology annotation, cellular component: cytoplasm; membrane.
AUGCAGGUUGGAGAGGAUCCUCCAGACAUCAAUGACCGAGCUGAAGCAGCCAGCCAAGAAUGUAUCUGGAGAACAGCAAGUGUAGUGCCUGGUGUUUUCCAGGAAAAGCAGCAAUACUGCAUCGUUGGAGUAGAGGGAGUGAGGGCCAGAGAAAUUCUAGUAGAUGGUGAAGUUGGAGGUUUUGUGAAUGUUGUUAAAGGUGUUGACACACAAGACACGAGAGAUGAAGGUAAUGAGACUGAAGCCAACAGGAUGAGUAAAUUAAGAAGAACAAGAAAGAAAGUUACUAAACAACAUCUAUUUUCAACUGAAGUAGGAGAAAUGGAUAUAUCCAACUCAAAAGAAAGGAUCAGAUACCAAAUGGUGUGCCACAAGUUGGGGGAUAUGAGCAAACCAGUUGUGGGACCUGGCUCUGCAGACUCUCAUCUGCCACAAGAUGACAAGGACUCUGAGAAUCAGACAACAGUGAUAAAACCCUCCCGCCUCAAAACAUCAGCCAGUGCUCCUUGUAGCGAAUUUAACACAAACUCCAGCCAUUCUGAUAACACCAGAGAUGGCACUCAGCUUCCGACCACACCCCAUAUCUCCUCUAGAAUGAAGCACAUUAAGCAAGAAAUGGUCAAAAAUCACCUACAGUUUGUGCGAUUUGAAGCAACAGACCUCCAUGGUGUGUCCAGAUCUAAGAGUAUUCCUGCACACUUUUUCCAAGAAAAAGUGAUCCAUGGCGUUUGCAUGCCUCGAGGUUAUCUUGAAUUGAUACCGAAUCCUAAGGACGAUGAAGUGGAUCACAUAAGAGCAACAUGUUUUAAUAGUGACAUAGUUCUGAUGCCAGAGCUCUCAACCUUUCGAGUGUUGCCAUGGGCUGAGAGAACGGCAAGAGUGAUAUGUGACACAUUCACUGUGACCGGUGAACCUCUUCUGACUUCCCCAAGGUACAUUGCCAAGAGGCAACUGAGCCAGCUACAAGAUUCUGGCUUUUCCUUGCUCUCUGCCUUCAUCUAUGAUUUUUGCAUUUUUGCCGUGCCUGAAAUUAUCAAUUCAAAGACCAUAUCUUUUCCUGCUUCAACGUUGCUAAAUAAUCAUGACCAGCCUUUCAUACAGGAACUCGUUGAUGGUUUGUAUCACACAGGAGCCAAUGUUGAGAGCUUUUCCUCCUCUACCAGGCCUGGUCAGAUGGAAAUCUGUUUUUUGCCCGAAUUUGGCAUCAGUGCAGCUGAUAAUGCAUUUACCCUCAGAACAGGGGUCAAAGAAGUGGCAAGGAAAUAUAACUACAUCGCCAGCUUUUUCAUUGAGACUGGAUUCUGCAAUUCAGGAAUUUUGUCUCACAGUCUCUGGGAUGUCGAUGGGAAGGAAAACAUGUUCUGCAGCAGUUCUGGGAUUGAGGAGCUCACGAUCACUGGGAAAAAAUGGCUGGCAGGACUCUUGAAGCAUUCCGCUGCUCUCAGCUGCUUGAUGGCUCCCGCUGUUAGCUGCCGAAAGCGUUAUUCUAAGGAGAGUAAAGACCUCAAGGACAGUGUGCCUACAACGUGGGGAUACAAUGAUAACAGCUGUGCUUUUAAUAUCAAGUGUCAUGGUGAGAAAGGCACCCGGAUAGAGAACAAACUGGGCUCAGCCACUGCGAAUCCUUACCUGGUGUUGGCUGCUACUGUUGCUGCAGGCUUGGAUGGACUUCAAAGCAGCGAUGGUGUCCUGGUUGGUCCAGAUGACAGCACGGACCUCUAUCAGUCAAAACCUUCCGAGAUUCCUUUGAAACUGGAAGAUGCUCUUGUGGCACUGGAGGAAGAUCAAUGCCUGAGACAGGCUCUCGGGGAAACUUUUAUUCGCUAUUUUGUUGCCAUGAAAAAAUAUGAGUUGGAAAAUGAAGAAACAGAUGCAGAGAGAAAUAAAUUCUUAGAAUAUUUUAUUUAG